UAAUAUGUUGAACUGUUUGAUUCUCUACAUAUAGUCAGCACUUUUAUAAGAUUUUCUAUUUUGUUUAUACGUUUUUCUGCAAUUAUAAUGUCUCCUAAACGAAUAGACCGAGAGUACAGAAAGCAGUUGUCAGAUAAUACAUCUGCAAGAAGCAAAGGGGUAACAACAGGAACCGAUGUUAAUGGUUCCAGUGGUCAUAAGAAUUUGAAAAGAAGGAAAAAAGACAUUGCAUUCACAGGUAAAGAAGAACCUGCACAAAAUGAGAAACAUUUGAUAGCAAAGUUAAGAAAUGUGCCCACUAAUAAUAGUAGCAUGAAUAAUAUGCAGCAAAUCAAUUUGUGUCAGUCGUUAUCAGAUGACAAGCGUUAUUUAAAUUCAGACAGCAAAAAUACAAAGGGCUCCGAUGAAUUUGUCAAUUCUUCAUGUGCCAAUUUAUAUUCAAAUAAAACUCUUGAGAAACCGAAGUUGUUAAAACAGUGGUCAGGAAAAACUAGAAUGAAUUUGUAUGCCUCGAAAUCAUUAGGUAGCCCUAUUAUAAAGAAUGUUACUCCGUACAAGCACAAGAUUCCCAAGAAAUCACCAGUAAGUGUGCCAUCUGCCAAGGCACAUCCUAUUAGAUCUUCAAGAGUAUUCAGAACACGGAAAAGAUUGACACUGACAGAGAACUCUCUGUCAGAGUUCCAGGGAAAUAAGAAAUUGCCUAACAAUAACAAGAUGCAAUUAAAGUUGCAUGUAUCUGAUACUGACCUAAGUGCAAGUUGCAGCUUAUCCAAUCGUUAUGCAUCAACAUUUGUUACGAAAGAAACCAGUAGAAGUACAAGUAUGCCUUCAGUUGGUGUCAAGUAUAGCACAAGAAGGUUUUCAAAACCUACAAAAAUAGUAUCAAGGUCUCCAAAAUUAAAAUUAAGAUCCAAAAAGUCAAAGGCAUCUACCAUUGAGUAUUUUCCUUACGUGAAUACUAAAUUGAAACAACCAAUAGUAUUGCUCCAAAGACUUCCCAAUAUUGUUACAAUUAUGCCAUCCUCGUUACCUGUAUCAUCAUCUAUGGUAAAGAUACGUAUAAAUGAUCGUUUUGGCGAUAACAAUAUAAAUGUUUCUCGAAAAAUAUUCAAUUUUGCAUUCGAUCACCCGCGGCAACUAUUAAAAAUGUCUAACAAACCAGGCAAAAGACAUACUAGGAGUAAAAACUAUAGCAACGAUGAACAGAACGAAACGUUGUAUAAGUUACAAGAAAAUACCGGAACGCGUCUCCGCGAAAAAUCUCUGAGUGGUAAAAUGAUGUUAAUGCAUGAAUGUGGCGACGCGAGUCAAACUUCUUCGGGAUCUCUUAUAUCCUCUACACCCAAGGAUAAGGAAAUACUUAAUGAACCAGGGAAGAAAUGCAAACGACGAAAAAUGUCUCCCGAAUGGGAUACUACUUCCAAAUUAAAUAAGUGCAGUACACGUAGCAGUCAAAACGAUAAUGUAACCGUAACAAUGGAAGAUGAACAAGAGGGGAUGAAAAUAAAAAAUGAAACCUAUGAACUUAUCGAACCUAAGACUCCAAAUUUACGAAAGCGGUUGCAAGAGAAACGAGAUGUUGAAGAAAAUAAUUUGAACCAGAAAUCCGCAAAGAAAAAUGUUAAAAUACGCUUCACAAGCUCCUCAUCAAAUAGGAAUUCUAAUUACAAUACUCGAUCCGGUGGGCGUUUAAAUAAAAAGGACAGAUCCGACGAUGAUCUCAAAAAUAUCACAUCUACAGCUAGCCUGAAAAAGAAUAUUUUGAAGUCAAGGAUAAGUGUUUUCCGUAGGAGAUCGAGAUCGAAUAGCGGCCAAGUCAUUCCUACCGUUGAUCCCUUUACUCCUUCACAAAUUGGCCGCAAAUCAACCACUUCUGUUGUUAAUGUUAAUAUCGCUACACCUCCGCAGCAGUUCAUGUCCCGUCAAAAUACAAAAUGGCUCUCUGCGACGAAGAAGGUGCCAAAUUUCGCUAAUAUCCAUAACAAGAUAUUUACCAAAUCAGAAUCUAUUGCAGAUGCAAAGAAUCGAUUAAAAGACAGACACACUGCAUUCACUACGUCGAGGAUCAAUAAAUCAACAAAAGGAGAGAUUAACUUAAACGAGGAAGGGGAUCAGUUAUCGAAGGGUUCAAAUAAGGAGACGUACAAUCGAUUUGGAUUUAAGAUGAGAAAACGCAAAGCUACCGAUUGUAUUUUGAGAAAUAGUAGUUCACAUUCGGCAAGAUGCAAAGAGCAGUGCAGAGCGAUUUUGAAGGGCGUAAGAACAAACCGGCGUUUUGAGCUUCAAAUGAAACUGAGAAACGUAAACCUUUAA
Molecule: messenger RNA, 2313 nt
Organism: Habropoda laboriosa
Lineage: Eukaryota; Metazoa; Arthropoda; Insecta; Hymenoptera; Apidae
Exons: 5
Coding region: 88-2313 (741 amino acids)
Source: RefSeq, a predicted model, not a curated record